AUUUGUUUGCUUCAAAAGGACGGCGGAACUGAUGUUUUAUGUCGAAGUAAACACCUCAUAUAUGGUUUAUGUUUUAAACCACUGCUUGUUAGACUUAAUAAUACAUAUUUAUAAACAUUUUUUAAGCCUCACAAUAUUCUGAGAAUGAGCUGCAGCAUGGAUGCAGAAGUGGAGUUUUUGCGUGAUCAAGUCCGCAGGUUAAAUUCUGCUCUCAGUCAAUAUCAGUAUGGACACAGCACUCGAUCAGCAUCUUCGCAGGUUGAGGGAACGAGACAAGCAGAGUCUCCUCCUCCUUGGGUCUCCGACAGAAGUAUGAUGGCUCCUCUCAUAGCCGAAUAUGAUCGGCACAUGGAUGAAAUGACUGAACAGCUGCAGCGAUACCAGGCCCUAAUGACUGAUGUCAAAGUGAAGUUAGACAGAGUUGUCAAGGAAAACGAAAGGCUGCAUGCAGAGCUGAGGGAGUCCAUUGAGAAGCAGCUUCAUGCCUUGCCUGUGGCUUCAGGAAUGGAGGGCAGCAAACUAGAGGAGGACACAGUCCUCCGAAACCUCCAAGAACAGCUCCAGCUGUCUGAAGAGGAGCGGGUGCAAACCAUGGAACUGUGGCAGACAGCAGCCCAAGAGCUUGACCGUCUCCAGCAGGUCUACCAGAAAACCAUCUCUGAUGGACAGUACCAUGAUACUGAGAGACAGCAGCUCAAGGAUCAGCUUUUUCAGUUUCAACAGCACACACACAAACUCCAACUGGCCAAUCAAAAACUGGAAUCGACUAACCAGCAGUUCCUGAAGAUGGUGACAGAGCAGAGCACGGAGAUGGAGGAGCUGCACAGCCAGCUCAGGCAGACCAAGGCUGAGCUUAGGACAGCCACCGCCAAAGUGGACGAGAUGACCAAAUUACUACAGAAUGUCCAAGACCAGAUGCACAGACGGGAGGAAGAUGUCGCUGAGGCUCAAGGUCGAGAGGAUGCAGCAGAUAGAAGGCUCCAGCAGCUCCAAGAAGCCUUGAGCCAGCUAGAAGCCAGGCUAAAAGCUGCAUCUCAGGAGGCAGAGGCUGUUCGCAGAGAGCAAACUGUUUGGGAGCGAAAGGUGGGGGAACUUCAGGCUCGAUGCACCUCCCUAGAGGAGGAGAAGUAUGAGGCCCUGGCCAAAGUUAGAGAGAGCGUUCAGAUAGCCGAGGAGGCUGCAUUGCAGAAGGACCAGGCACUGUUAAGAGAGAAGCAGAGGAUGGAAGAGCUGGAGAAGACAAAGGAGGCCAUAAAGCAGUUGAUUCAGGAUGCUGCAGUUCGCACUAGGAAAGAAGUGGAAAUUGCGCGUAAGCAGUGCAAUGUUCAAAUUCUUCGUAUGGCUGAGGAACUGUCUGCCCUCCAGCUGGAGUGUGCAGAUAAAGAGUCUCAGAUUGAAAGGUCCAUGCGAGAGAGAAAAGCAGUAGAGGAAGAACUGGAGAAGGUGUAUAAGGAGGGAAGGGCAGAGCCAGAGUUCAGGAAGAUUGAUGCUCUUCAUCAGAGGUGUCUAGAUGCAGAAAGGAUGAAGGAGGACUUCAGCCUCACACUACAAAGCACCCAGAACAAACUAAAAAAGAUGGAGAUGGAAUACAGUGAGGAGCUAUCUCUGUGUCAGGAGGAAGUCCGGCGCUUGCAGGUUUCCUUGGCCUCUGCCCGGAACGACUGUGUCGGUGUCAGCGAGGAGCGACUUCAGCUGCAACAGGAAAAUCUACAACUUCGCAAGGAGAUGGAUGAGCUGCGCAAGGCCACUGUGUUGGUUAAAAAGAAGGCCAAACAACAGGUGUCAAAGAUGGAACAGGAGUACAGUUUGAAGGAACAGGGACUAGAUGCUCGUAUGAGGGAGCUGGAGGAAAGCAGCCGCAGCGCCAGUGUUGAUCUGACACGCCUCCUAACAGCACAGCAAAAAAGCACUCAGCGCUGGAAGGAAGAGGCUAAAAAUCUGGUUCAGGCCUUUGAGUCUAAAACCACUGGCUUCAAGGCAGAACUUAAUCGGCAGAAGCAACGUUCUCAUGAGCUAGAGUUGCAGCUUGUAACUGCACACGAUAGCAUUGCUGAGUAUGAGAGGCAGCUAGCAGAGUGUCAAGAGAAGACAAGUCGUCUCCAGCGGCGACUAACACAAGCUGAACAGAGGGCAACAACUGCUACACAACAACUAAGCAAACUAGCAUCACAGCGAAGAAGAACAGCCACGAUCGAUUCAGGGACUUCAUAAUGGAAACUCAUUACUGUACUGUAUGAAUACCAAUUAAGCCAAAUAUGUGAAAAGCCUUUCAUUUUUUGAUAUUAACAUUGUGGCCAACGACAUAAAGUAAUGCUGACAUCAGUGCUACGGUGACCACACAAUGUUUUCAAUUGUACACAGUUUUACCAACUUUGACAUUUUAGUGCGUUUUAUUUAUAUGAAUUAUUGUAUUAAAAUAAAAUUGUUGCAACUGGA
Messenger RNA from Betta splendens (Siamese fighting fish), 2436 nucleotides. It is a transcript of the gene sclt1, whose product is annotated as sodium channel and clathrin linker 1. Gene Ontology annotation, cellular component: centriole. Gene Ontology annotation, biological process: clustering of voltage-gated sodium channels; cilium assembly. The record is from RefSeq and is a predicted model, not a curated record. NCBI's taxonomy places the organism in Eukaryota, Metazoa, Chordata, Actinopteri, Anabantiformes, Osphronemidae. The transcript has 22 exons. The coding region runs from base 145 to 2211 and encodes 688 amino acids.